Molecule: messenger RNA, 2148 nt
Organism: Dacryopinax primogenitus
Lineage: Eukaryota; Fungi; Basidiomycota; Dacrymycetes; Dacrymycetales; Dacrymycetaceae
Exons: 5
Coding region: 1-2001 (666 amino acids)
Source: RefSeq, a predicted model, not a curated record
AUGUCUGGACCUUCACCGCCAAUGCACCCUCUUUCUUUGCCAUGUCACUUUGUCGGUGCGUCUUCCUCCCCCGGCGGCCUACGUUGUGUUUGUCCCGCCUACGAUCACCAGAAUGGCCUAUCUGCGUUUGUCCUUGCAACCCUCCAACCAGCGUCUAACAGUACCUCUUGCCAAAAUUGCGGACAUCCUCACUCCUACCACUAUCCUGAAGCCCCUUCCGAUCUACCUAUUCCUCCUCCCAUUCACACCAUCCCGCAAUCUGCGGUGCCUUUUCCGUCAGGCCCGCCGUCCGAUCACAACCUCCUCGCAAACCUUAUCAGCGUCAUGGCGCCUACUGGGUCAAGUCCAUAUAGUGCCCAACACGCUCUCCGCCGGGUGCAAGCAAACCACGCUGAACGGACUGCCAUCAAUGAUCAGACUUCGCCACCUCAUCCGUACCAUAUUGCCCUUGCAUCUCGCUCCCAAAGUAUGCGGCUUCGUACUAACCCCACACUCGAGCAACAGCACCUCCGCCGUCAUCCGAUCCGUUCUCGCCAUGUCCUUCCCCCAGAUGUCCCACGCACCAUAGAAUUUCUUGUAAUUCUCCGUGUGUAUUCUGCAUAUCCCACCCCUAACGACCAGAUCCAAGGUCGAACGAACAUUCGUUUUGUUACUGCACAUAUACCCUUUCUCGAGGCGCACAAUGCGGCUGGUCUUGUGCGUCUGCUUGCCCUGCCUUCUACCAUGCGACUGCCGGAUCUUGUAACUGCCAUUAUUCGCCUUUUCCCUGCAGUCAUCAUCUCCCAGCAGGCUUCCGACUCACUUCGUCUCAUACCAGAAGAAGCCCGCCCUUUCGCUCCUCUUCGCGCUGUCCGCAAUUCUCUUCAACCCUGGACCGGUCUCGCCAACCUCACACUUCAUGAUAUCGUCAAGGAAUCGAAGAAGUGCGUCAAACUGCAGCGCAAGAGGCUUUCUCUGCCCAUCGCGAUUGAAUUUGCACCUACUUACGAUCCCCUCGGCUCCGUUCAUUCUUCCUUAUUUCCCUCGGCUUUCAUGAAUCAAUUUCGCUGCGAUACUCUGAAUGCUGGGACCGGGGUGGAAAAACUGCCGCUGGAUCUUGAACAACUCCGUUUCCUUACCGCUCAGCUUUAUUUAUCUUCCGCUUCCCCCUCCUCUAUGCCCGACCAAGUGUCCCACCAACAAUCGGUCACUUUCCCGGCAUCCUUAGCUCCGGGUAAUUCCCUCCGAAACAACCCCCCCCCAGUCUGCGUUUCCCAACCCAUCUUACCCGUACCCGCCAUGGGGCCUUCCUUGACCGUUUCCAGAUCGUUCUCGCCCGCAUCUUCUUCAAACCUCAGUGAAGCCAUUUACCAACCAACGUGCCUUCCCCCUGUCUCUCAUCGUCGGAAUAUCGCCAUUGGAUCUCCUCCCCACCGCCGUACUCCCGUUGACCCAUCUUCGCGCACGUUUCGUUCCAGCCCACACAUCGCACUCCCACACUUCUCCCCUCCACCCUCUUCCUCCCCAAUCUCGACCUCCUUUCUCGGCAACUCCCCACCAAUGAACGUAUGUCCAGGGGUAAUUCUAAACACUUCUGCCGAUUCAUCCCAUAACACUCUCAUAAAUCUUCUUCCAUCCGAACUCUCCACUUCCACCCCCUCUCUCCCUCUAUCGUCAUAUACCCCUGGUACGCAGUCGUCCCGUCUCGACCUUCCCGCUUCGACUUCCCUUUUCUCCACCUUGCAGCCUAAACAGCCUCCUCCCGACGUUUUGACAACUGAUUUGCGGGCGGUGCGAUGGAGAUGGGGCCUGCCUAGUGUUCCCGUACUGCUUUCGGUAUCUGAUGAGAAGAAUGGCGAUCACACGAAACAAGCAUGGUACCUUGAGGCCCUCAUGGUAACCAAAGUGUGUGAAGGAGAUCUAUGUAUCAAACUAAUGGACGACACGAGUAGGACCAGAACAUGGUGCUGCGUGGUUAUUUGUGUCAACGGAGGCGUCAUGAAGACAAAAACCCAGCAGUGAAAGGGGGAAGAGGUGCGAGACGUCGAGGGGAAGGCUGGGUGAGACGUAGGAGGAGGGGAAUGAGAGGGACGGGUGUGGGAGGGACGGCUAGAGGUUGCACAGAUAACGUUGUAUCUCCGUCGGCUGAUCACAUAUUAUCAGUGUUUG